GUAGUGCGUGGUCUAUGCAAGAUCUUCUGUGGGAACCAUGGCUGACGGUCAGACCAAUCAGCCUGCUUUGUCUUGGACGUAUAUGUACAAUUUUGCAACGUCGCGAGGUUACACGUUUCAUUGUAACAGUCGACGAUCGCUAUGUGUAAUGCUAAUCGCCGUUCUAUUGUUGGUCUGGAUGUUUUACAUGGCGAUAAGCAGCAUCGGAGGAGAUUCGGCUUUUUACGUAUAUCCCAAUAUCUACAACGAUGCCGAGAGGGAUACGUUCCUUUUUGACACCUUCCCAGAAGAUUUCAUGUGGAGCAGCGCGACUUCCGCAUAUCAGAUAGAAGGGGGCUGGAACGAGGAUGGCAAAGGUGUCAGCAUUUGGGAUGAGUUUUCCCAUGAUCCAACUCUUAUUUAUGGGGGACAGUCGGGCGACGUUGCGUGCGAUAGCUACCAUAAAUGGCGCGAUGAUAUCGAAAUUUUGAAGGAGAUGAAACUAAAAGCCUAUCGAUUUUCAAUCAGUUGGUCUCGACUUCUACCAGACGGUACGGUCAAUAGUAUAAACGAAGCCGGAAUUCGGUACUACAACGAAUUGAUCGACGGAUUACUGGAAGCCAACAUCGUGCCAGUCGUUACGUUAUAUCACUGGGACUUGCCGCUUAAUUUGCAUAAAAAGUAUGGUGGUUGGUUGAAUGUUGCAAUUGUUCAAGAUUUCAAUAACUUUGCUAAGCUCUGCUUCAUGCGAUUCGGCGAUCGCGUGAAGAACUGGAUCACUCUAAACGAGCCAUGGGUUGUGGCUCAGUUGGGUUACGGGAGCUUCGUAAAAGCGCCUGGUAUUCUUGGAGACGGGAUGAAAACAUACAUCGCGGCGCAUAAUUUGAUUAAAGCCCACGCCGCCGCAUGGCAUACAUACGAUAACGAAUUUCGCGCUAAACAGGGCGGCAUCGUCGGCAUUUCGUUGAACUGUGACUGGGCGGAGCCAUAUAAACGCACAAACCCCGUGGAUGUUGAGGCAUCAAAUCGAUUGUUACAGUUCUUCAUCGGCUGGUUUGCUCAUCCGAUUUUCGUCGACGGUGACUACCCAGAAAUAAUGAAAACGAGGAUCGAUAACAAAAGUCGUCUGCAAGGCUAUACCGAGUCCAGGCUACCGAAGUUUACCGAAGAAGAGAAACAGUUUAUAUCGGGUACCUCCGACUUUCUGGGUUUAAAUCACUACACGACGACGUACACGGCACCAGCACCAGAAGACAACAGCGUGCCGCCGGGGUGGGGGAAAGACAACGGUGUACAGAAAUGGUUCAAUAAAAAAUGGCCUGGUUCAGGAUCGGGCUGGCUGAAAGGCGUGCCGUGGGGGAUACGCCGGCUGUUGGAAUGGUUGAAAGAAGAAUACAAUGAUCCAGAUAUUUACAUAACUGAAAAUGGGUUUUCUGCCAGAGAACCGGAGAAUCUGGACGACACUGGAAGGGUACAGUAUUACAUGUCGUAUAUUAACGAAGUCUUGAAAGCCAUCAAAUUGGAUGGAGUUAAGGUCAAAGGUUACACAGCCUGGUCGUUGAUGGAUAACUUCGAGUGGGCAGCAGGGUACAGCGAGAGAUUUGGAUUAUAUCACGUCGAUUUCAACAAUCCAAGUAAACCACGUCGGCCGAAGCUUUCCGCCAAACUAUAUACAACUAUAGUGGAAAACAAUGGAUUCCAAGAAGAGUCGCACGGAACUCUGGAAAUGUAUCUGGACCCAAAUUUAUUCGAAGUGCGCCUUUGUUCACACCCACCGCACACCCAUCUGCGUGAAAACAUCAUGCUGCCGAAGAUGCUGAUCUUGGUAACUUUGAUGUUGCUACCCGUUGUGAGCAAUGCCGAUGAUCCAUACUAUGUCUACCCUGAUGUGUUCAACGAUCCAGAAAGAGAUGCGUUCUUAUUCGGAACUUUCCCAGAAGGUUUUAUAUGGAGCAGCGCCACGUCGUCUUACCAAAUAGAAGGGGGCUACGACGCGGACGGCAAGGGGUACAAUAUUUGGGACACCUUCGCCAACACACCUGGCAAUAUUGCCAACAACGACACCGGUAACAUCGCGUGCGACAGCUACAAUAAGUGGGAGGAAGAUGUUCGCAUAAUUAAAGAACUCGACUUGGAGUAUUACAGAUUUUCGCUCAGUUGGUCUCGAAUUUUACCCGACGGUACGGCGGACAAUGUCAACCAAGCUGGUAUCGAUUAUUAUAACAAUCUCAUCGAUGGCCUUUUGGCGGACGGCAUCACCCCGAUGGUAACUCUAUAUCAUUGGGAUCUGCCCCAAGACUUGCAAGACGACUAUGGUGGUUGGUUGAACGAAACUAUUAUCUAUGACUUUGGCGAAUACGCCAGGGUGUGCUAUGAAAACUUUGGGGACCGCGUUAAGUUAUGGCUGACAUUGAACGAGCCGUGGAUUAUUGCACAGCUAGGGUACGGAUGCGGCGGGUUUGCUCCUGGUGUAUGCGCAGAUGGCACGGGUUCCUACGUAGCAGCACACAACUUGAUCAAGUCACAUGCCAAGGCUUGGCAUAUCUACGAUGAUGAUUUCCGCGCCACCCAGGCAGGUAGAGUAGGUAUAACGCUGAACUCUGACUGGAUGGAACCCUACAACAGGAGCUUGGAAACGGACCUAAAUGCCGCCGAGCGUGCUCAGCAAUUCCAUCUAGGCUGGUUCGGCCACCCAAUCUUCGUCGAUGGCGACUACCCAGAAGUGAUGCGGGAGAUGAUAGAUUACAGCAGCGAGGUGCAAGGAUACAACGAAUCGCGUCUUCCAACAUUUACCGCGCUUGAAAAGGAGUACAUUCUUGGUUCGUCCGAUUUCUUUGGACUGAACCAUUACACCACUGGAUAUGCCAGUAAGCCAGACGAAUGGGUAAUCAGCGAUAACCCGAGCUACUACAACGAUUACGCUGUAGAUUUCUGGAAAGACCCCGAAUGGCCAUCCUCGGGUUCCGACUGGUUGAAAUCGGUGCCGUGGGGUAUCAGAAGAUUAUUAGAAUGGAUAAAAGACGAAUAUGGAGAUCCUGAAAUUUACGUCACUGAAAACGGAUUUUCGACUAAGGAUAUCGACGAUCUCAACGACCCGGACAGAAUAGACUACUACCAGUCCUACAUUGACGAAGUUUUGAAAGCAAUUGAAAUGGACGGAGUUAAUGUGAAGGCCUACACUGCAUGGUCUUUGAUGGAUAACUUUGAAUGGGCAGCAGGCUACACAGAACGUUUUGGUAUGCACCAUGUUGAUUUCGACGACGACGACAGACCACGGACACAGAAAGAUUCUUCGUUAUUUUAUGCUACGGUCAAGGCAAAUAACGGAUUUCCAAAGCCAACUGAAGAGCCAAUAACGGAAGAACCAGCAGUUGCAGGGUCGUCACAUCUCGGUCUCACUAUAACUUGCUUUCUGCCUUUCGUCAAUUUUUGCUUACGCAAAUUUAUACUAUGAUCGUAUUUUACUUUUAUACUUUUUUAUGCCGC
Molecule: messenger RNA, 3465 nt
Organism: Saccoglossus kowalevskii
Lineage: Eukaryota; Metazoa; Hemichordata; Enteropneusta; Harrimaniidae
Product: cytosolic beta-glucosidase-like
Biological process (GO): carbohydrate metabolic process
Molecular function (GO): hydrolase activity, hydrolyzing O-glycosyl compounds
Source: RefSeq, a predicted model, not a curated record